Messenger RNA from Lodderomyces oxycetoniae, 558 nucleotides. RefSeq names its product signal peptidase complex subunit (gene SPC3). Gene Ontology annotation, biological process: protein targeting to ER. Gene Ontology annotation, cellular component: membrane; signal peptidase complex. The transcript has a single exon. The record is from RefSeq and is a predicted model, not a curated record. Lineage: Eukaryota; Fungi; Ascomycota; Pichiomycetes; Serinales; Debaryomycetaceae. The coding region runs from base 1 to 558 and encodes 185 amino acids.
AUGUUUAAUUUAGCUACCAGAGUGCAGUCAGCUACUAACCAAGUGUUGACAUCUGCCAGUGUAUUGGCUGGUGCUGUUAUACUACUUACUUUGCUACAAUUGUACUUUGCUGAUGUAUGGAAUAUUUCAACAACUUCAAUCUCAAACAUUGAUGCUAAAUCGUCGAUCAAGUAUUCCUUCCAAUACGGCUCAGUUAACAGGAAACCUAAAGAAAAUGCCAAAAUCACAUUUGACUUGGAAACGGACUUGAGUGAUUUGUUCAAUUGGAACACCAAGCAAGUAUUUGUUUACUUAACAGCUGAAUAUCCAGGAAAAUCUCUUGGUAGUUUGAACAAAGUAACGUUUUGGGACAGAAUUAUUGAGGAUAAAAAGGAUGCAAAAUUGAGCUUAAAGGGACAGAGAGGGAAAUAUUCCGUUUGGGAUGUCGAAAAGGGAUUUAGAGGAAGAAACGCAACUGUAAAAUUAGAAUGGAAUAUACAACCGCACAUUGGUCCCCUCAUAUUUGGCGAAACAUCCAAAACGGGAUUUUUUGAGUUCCCCUCUGGUACAAAUCAAUAA